AUGAGACAACCGGUGGUUCGGCUAGUGUGGCUUGGCAGGGUGCCAUACGCCGAGGUUCUGGCCCUACAGGAGAGUUGGCUGAAGAGGCUGCAAGCAGAGCCAGGCACACAGGUCCAGCCUGGGCUUGAGGGGGGCGCGCUCCUUCUUAGUGAGCCCGCGGGGCCUGUGUACACAGCCGGACUGCGCGGCGGCCUGACGCCCGAAGAGGCUGCACGGCUCCGGUCGUUAGGUGCCGAGGUGCGCGCCACAGGCCGCGGAGGCCUAGCCACCUUCCACGGCCCAGGCCAACUACUCUGCCACCCUGUACUCGAUUUGCGCCGUUUCGGCCUGCGCCUGCGCACUCACGUGGCAGCGCUGGAGGCCUGUGCUGUGCGCCUGUGUGAGUUCCUGGGCCUGCCGACUGCGCGCGCGCGUCCACCUCCCUAUACGGGAGUCUGGUUGGGUGAGAGCAAGAUCUGCGCAAUUGGAGUCCGCUGUGGAAGGCACAUCACAUCACACGGCCUGGCUUUGAACUGCUGUACGGACCUGAAGUGGUUUGGGUACAUUGUGCCCUGUGGGCUAGUGGGGACUGGUGUCACUUCCCUGAGUAAGGAGCUCCAGAGAUAUGUCACUGUGAAUGAAGUAAUGCCGGUUUUCCUCGAGUCCUUUAAGGAGACGUACAAGUGCACUUUGAUUUCAGAAGACAACCUCAACUGA
Messenger RNA from Elephantulus edwardii (Cape elephant shrew), 696 nucleotides. It is a transcript of the gene LIPT2, whose product is annotated as lipoyl(octanoyl) transferase 2 (putative). Gene Ontology annotation, molecular function: lipoyl(octanoyl) transferase activity. Gene Ontology annotation, cellular component: mitochondrion. Lineage: Eukaryota; Metazoa; Chordata; Mammalia; Macroscelidea; Macroscelididae. The transcript is spliced from 2 exons. The coding region runs from base 1 to 696 and encodes 231 amino acids. Gene Ontology annotation, biological process: protein lipoylation. The record is from RefSeq and is a predicted model, not a curated record.